AUGGGAGUUUGUAUUAGUAAAAUUACGGAGCCUCAACCUGAAAUUACCAUGGAUCCCAUGCCUAUAGUUUAACCUCAAAAGGGAAACCACUUGAUGAGCAGUUUGCCAGCUGAACCAAGAAGAGGGGAAAAGAAACGUUAGGCUAAAAUAGAAGUGCUGGAAGAAUAGAUACAUGAGAAUGUUGUAAAGCAGCCGAAAGAAAAAUCUCCUUUUGAUUUUCAGAUGAUUUUGAAUGCCUUUGGAAACCAUUUUAUGUUUGCUCAACUCGAUAAUAAUGAUAAAGCUAAAUUAAUUGAUGAUAUGUAUUACGUUACGGCCAAGAAUACAGAUUACAUUUUUAAAUAGGGGGAUAAAGCUACAUUAUUUUUUAUAAUUGAAAGAGGAGAUUGUAAAAUUAUCAUAAAUGAUGAAGUAAAGAGAGUAUUGAAAACUCCGGCGUUUUUUGGAGAAUUGGCUUUAAUGUAUCAUGCACCAAGAUCUGCAUCAGUAUAGGCAUUAGGUGAUUGUGGAUUUUGGUCAUUGGAAAGAAAGAAAUUUAGAAAAGCUGUUGAGGACAUUCAAUAAAAAGCGUACGAGACAAAUAGGAAAUUCUUGGAUCAAGUUAAAUUUUUUGACUUCAUGACUGAGGAAUAAAGAGACAGCAUAGCAAAUGUGUUGAUAACAUUGAAAUUUAAGCAGGGAGAGAUAAUUGUUAAUGAAGGAGACAUGGCUAACUCAUUCUAUAUUAUACAAAAAGGGAUUGUUUCGGUCACAAAGUAGGGAUAGUUCUUGAGAUACAUGAAUUAAGGAGAUUCUUUUGGAGAAUAAGCUCUUUUUGGCAAUUGUGUAAGAGGAGCAACUGUGAAAGCCAAUGAGGAGGAUGUGAAUCUGUUAUCGUUGAGUAGAGAAGAUAUUACAACUAUUCUGGGAGAGAAGAUUCAGUUGAUCAUUUAUACAAAUAUGCAGAAAUGGGCAUUUGAAAAACACCAUUAAUUAAGGGAUCUGACUAAGAUGCAAAUUUAAAAGAUAGUGUCAAACUUUAAAAUUAAGACUUAUGAAAGUAAAGAGUACUUAUUCUCGAAAAACUAAAUGAUAGAUAAACUUAUUAUUAUUCUUGAUGGUUAAUUAGAGUUUGAUGGGUAACUAUAUAAUAAUGGUCAAUUAUUUGGGGACACAUUCCUCCAAGUUGAGGAGUCCAAGAGAAAAAUUAGUUCAGAUAUCUUAACCACUCGUAAAACUACGUUAUCUGUACUCCCUUUUAAAUAGUUCUUUGAAUGUAUCGGAGGAGAAUUGGAAACUGUCGUUAAGAAAAACAAGGACAGGGCUGGUUCUUCAAGCCUGUUAGAGAAACGUUAGAAAAGCAAUUAUUCUCUGCUUACCUUAGAAGAUUUCAUUGGAUUGCAACUUUUAGGAGAAGGCACUUUUGGAAAUGCUUAUUUGGUUAAGGACAUCCCUCAACAAAAUUUGCAUGUCAUGAAAUGUAUUCCAAAAGUAAACAUUAUUGCAAACAAUACUGAAAGACAUAGGAAAAAUGAGAAACAAGUUUUGGAAUUAUUGAAUCAUCCCAGUCUGGUCUGUUUUCAUAGAUCAUUUAAAGAUUAAAAUUAUAUAUACUUAUUGACAGAGUAUGUCAAGGGCAAAGAACUAUUCGAUGUUAUCAGAGAUCUCGGUUUGCUCAAUUCUUACGAGACUCAAUUCUAUGUUGCUUAGAUGAUUAAUAUUUUAGAAAAGCUUCACUCCUAUCACAUUAUAUACAGAGAUAUAAAGCCAGAGAACUUUAUCGUAAUGGAAAACGGGUACUUAAAACUUAUAGAUAUGGGUACAGCCAAAGUCUUGAAGUCCAGAGCAUCUAAGACUUACACUAUUGUUGGCACACCUCAUUACAUGUCUCCUGAAAUUCUGAAAGGCAAAGGUUACACAUUCUCCACUGAUUUGUGGUCUUUGGGAAUUUGCUUUUUCGAAUUAAUGUGCGGAGAGGUUCCCUUUGCAGGCAAUGAAGAUGAUGACCCAUACAUAAUCUAAGAAGCCAUUCUCAAUGGGCGAGUCGAGUAUCCUUAGUUUUUGAAAGACUUUAAAGCCAUUAAACUGAUGGAUCAAUUGAUGAAUAGGACACCCGAACUAAGAUUAGGUGGAUCAUAUGAUGCUCUCAAAGUUCAUUCUUGGUUUGAUGGAUUUUAAUGGGAAGAAUUAGAAAUGAUGGAAAUUAAGCCUCCACACAUUCCGAAACUUUAACAACCGAAUUAUUAAGAAAUUCCUUUCCUGGAAAUGAUAAAAAGAGAUACAUGUCCAGAAAUGAUCUGCACAGUGACAGUAGAUUGGGAUUAGGAAUUUUGA
Messenger RNA from Paramecium tetraurelia, 2313 nucleotides. RefSeq lists its product as uncharacterized. Gene Ontology annotation, molecular function: ATP binding; cGMP-dependent protein kinase activity; cAMP-dependent protein kinase activity. Gene Ontology annotation, cellular component: cAMP-dependent protein kinase complex. The transcript has 8 exons. NCBI's taxonomy places the organism in Eukaryota, Ciliophora, Oligohymenophorea, Peniculida, Parameciidae. The record is from RefSeq and is a predicted model, not a curated record. Gene Ontology annotation, biological process: signal transduction; peptidyl-serine phosphorylation.